GCGAGUGUAUUUUGCCCACAGAAGCAAGAUAUCCCUGUAGAGUUGGUUACAGGUGGUUGAGAGCCGCCUGAUGUGGGUGAUGGGGAUCGAACUCGGAUCCCCUGGAAAAGGAAAUACGUGCUGCUCACCGCUGAGCCAUCUUUUCCACCCCCAUCAAUCUUUCUUUGAAAAUAAACUGUCUACCUUGUCUUUAAUGUUCGAGAGGAAUUUAUGGUGGGCGCCUCGCGUUUUCAAACGGGUUUUUUUUUGCGACUGUGAGUCUCAGGAAAUGAGGGAUCCUCUCCCCUCUUCUCCUUUCGGUCCUCCUGCUCUCUCUUGCUGGUCCCUCUACCCAGACCCUGAUGUCAUUAUGCCGCGGGGGUUGCGUACGGGGCGGGAGCACGAAGGUCUCUUCCAGGCGGCCGGGCAGUCUGCUGGCAGGUGGCUGGCUGGGUUUGCCCCGCCCCCGGCCCUCGCCCCGCCCCGCUGCUCCGCUCGCAUUGGCGCGGCCAGCUGUCUCUCUCCGCACUGGGGAGGGGGCGUGCGGCUGCGGUCCCUCUGCAGAGGGCUACGCGCUCCGCGGCUUCCGGAGCUCCCCGUUGUUUGGGCCCGUGCGCCUCGACCUCGGGAGCAGAGCUGGCCCGAGACCGCGGCGCUCUGGGUAAGUAGAGGCAGGACCAGAGGCUCUGGGUCAGGAUCGGAUGCACUGAGUCCCUAGUGGGCAGGUGACGGCGGCGGCAGAACCAGGGUCCGGGUCACCAGACAGCGAGGGGCGCGGACUGCAAGGUCGCCUGGUCCUCAGGCGUCUCCAGGUUGGUCUUUGGAUAGAGGAGACGUUUACCCAGGAAAGAGCUUUCAUUCAAAGGGGAAAUUAAAGGAAGAAAUCGCAAGGCGUUUGUGUCCUGAAGAAGCCGCCGAAACAGCUGUGGAGUGAAAGGGUGGACACCCGGGAGAAGCCGGGCUUGGUGUGAUAUUUUUGUCACAAAGGACUUCAAGAAGAAGAGAGAAGACACUCCUCAGAGAAUGAAAGAGUCUAGCGUGAAAAUGGAGAGUGGAGCUUCUGAGAUUCAGAUAGAAACGAAGGAUGAAAAAGACCCAGGGGCUGUGUGUCCUCAGAAAGAGAGGCAGGAGAGGAACAGAGCCACGCUCUGCUUCAAGAGAAGGAAGAAAGCAAGCAAGAUGAAGUCUAAGGUUGCUUCCAAGACUGCCGAGGAGACCAAGACACGUCCCCCAGAAGCCGGGGCCUCUGAUCAGCCACAGCCAGCCGGGGCCUGGGCCUCCAUCAAACGCCUUGUGACACCUAGGAAAAGGUCAGCGUCUUCGAAGACGCAGAAGCCAUCUGCGGCUGAAGUGCAGUCCGAGGACGCAGCUCUUCCUAAGAAAAAGGCAAAAUCCAGACUUAAGAUUCCUUGCAUAAGAUUCUCAAGAGGGGCAAAGAGAAGUCGUCAUUCUAAACUCACAGAAGACUCAGACUACAACAUGGGAGUCCAGCAGAGAGGGGCUGAGGAUUUGGAGAUAAAACCCCAGACCCAGCCGGCUGACCUGACAAGCCAGGCUAAGUCUACACAGGGCCCAGUGUUGGUGGAAGAGGGUAAAGAUGUCCAAGAACCGCAGGUCAGCAAUGUCACAUCUGGAGAGAAUGUGAUUUCUGUAGAACUGGAAUUAAAAGAUGAGUCUUCUGCUAUUCAGACGGGAACUCCCGUGCUGGGAAAGGAAGCUGAAGUGAUUAAGGAAAAGCCAAGUGUACAGGCGCAGCAAGCAAGUCCACUUGAGAAUUCAGAAGCAGACAGCCCCUGUCCAGUGGCUUCUCGUGUUCCUGCCUCACCAGCCACUGCGUAUCAACACAGUGUCGACAAACCCAGUGACAGCAUCCGAGACCGUGCACCCAGUGCGAAAGAUGACAGAAGUAGAGAAGGUGCUGCUGAAGAAAAGAAAGCAAGUGACAUUGUGCAGGGCCAGGUGGAAGAAACCCCACUGAGUCAGGCAGAGGAAGCUGCUGUCAGCCAGGCAGACAAAAGUGCUGUGGGCCAGGCAAAGAAAGCUGUAGUGGCCCAGGAAAAGGAAGUUGUAGUGGCCCAGGAAAAGGAAGCCGUAGUGGCCCAGACAGAGGAAGCUUUCAUGGCCAAGGCAGAAGAAACUGUAGUGGCCCAGGUGGAGGAAGCUGUUGUGAUCAAAGCAGAGAAAGCUGUCGUGGCCAAGGCACAGGAAGCUGUCGUGGCCAAGGCAGAGGAAGGUGUCGUGGCCAAGGCAGAGGAAGGUAUCGUGGCCAAGGCACAGGAAGCUGUCGUGGCCAAGGCACAGGAAGCUGUCAUGGCCAAGGCAGAGGAAGCUGUCAUGGCCCAGGCGAAGGAAGCUGUCGUGGCCCACACGAAGGAAGCCGUCAUGGCCCACGCGAAGGAAGCUGUCGUGGCCCAGGCGGAGGAAGCUGUCAUGGCCCAGGCAGAGGAAACUGUUGUGGCCCUGGUGGAGGAAACUGUAGUGGUCCAGGCAGAGAAAGCUCUCGUGGCCCAGGCGAAGGAAGCUCUUGUGGCCCAGGCAGAGAAAGCUCUCGUGGCCCAGACAGAGGAAGCUCUCGUGGCCCAGACAGAGGACGCUCUCGUGGCCCAGGCAGAGGAAACUGUAGUGGCCCAGGCAGAGGAAACUGUCGUGGCCCUGACAGGGGAAACUCUCGUGGCCCAGGCAGAGGAAACUGUCGUGGCCCAGGCAGAGGAAGCUUUCGUGGCCCAGGCAGAUGAAACUGUCGUGGCCCAGGCAGAGGAAGCUGUAAUGGCCCAGGCACCAGAUCUGAAAGAAAAUGGAAUUGAUACAGAGAAACCUAGAUCAGAGGAAUGCAAAAGAAUGGAGCCAAUUGCUAUUAUCAUUACAGACACUGAAAUCAGUGAAUUUGAUGUUAAGAAAUCUAAAAAUGUCCCUAAGCAAUUCCUAAUGUCAAUGGAAAAUGAGCAAGUAGGGGUUUUUGCUAAUGAUAGUGAUUUCGAAGGGAGAACUUCAGAACAAUAUGAAACACUGUUAAUAGAAACAGCCUCUUCCCUCGUCAAGAAUGCUAUCCAGUUGUCUGUAGAACAGCUGGUUAAUGAAAUGGUUUCCGAGGAUAAUAAAAUAAAUACUCUUUUACAGUGACUUCAAUUCCCAGAUCAUGGGAAAGGAAAAAAAAACUUUAAAGAUGAAUUAUUUUAUACAUUUGUGACACUUCUUUCUCAGUAAUAAAUUCCAUCUGUGGAAUUUAAAGGUACGGUUCCAACCCGGAAGGGCUGAAGAAUAAAUGAAGUUUAUAAAACUCACCCAAACACAGUCGCUUCUGGCUGGAGGGAGACAGUCAGCACAAAUCACAGGACGCAGUGACACACAGGAAGGUGCAGAAGUGACCAGUGAUGAGUUCUGUGCUCUGAGGAAGACUACUUACUGAACACUUGGUAUGCUUACGCUCCCUGCUGUUCCCCAGCGUCACGAAGUCUGGCUUUUUUCUGACGGGUCAACCCCGUGUAAAGGCGAACGCCGCCUUUGCUUUGCUUUUACAGUAUAUUUUCUCAUGGUGAGUCAGGUGAGAGGGUUUCUAGUCCCGCACAAGCUCCUUCCAAAAGCCAUUCCCAGGUUCCUUCAGCCAGGCGAGUGUUAACAAGUAUGUAAGCGUGGCAACCGGGAGUGUGUUUUCUCACCCCGUCUUCUGCCCAGCAGACUUGUACAUACCCAUCUCCGUGUGGACUAUCUGCUGAGACGUUAGAAACAAACACAUAAAGGGAAUAGUCUGUUUCAUCCAGAAGGCAAACUCCCCAGAUGACGGAGGAUUCCCUCUAGCGGAACGACUUCUGGAGGCCCAGGAAAACCGUAAUAUCCUUCUGAAAGUGUUUCUUCUUGGCCAAACGUGAACUAUGUAUACGAGUGAAUAAAAAGUCAAAAUUCAUGCUAAAGCAUAGGUUUUCAACACCGGUGUUUUUCCGAUGUGUCUAGCCAUGAUAGUGUAACAUGCUUCCCAGCCCCGCGGGUUAGGGUUCAUACUGUACAGCACCCUGCCCCACUCUCUGACCCAGUGAUGAUGUUAAAGGCAGUGCAGAUGGGGGAGGGGGCUGAUGGAGAGCAUCCUCCGGAGGCGGGAGCUCCAGUGGUUUUCAUCUGCCCUGCACUUAGCAGUAAUGAUGGCCUGCAUAUGUGUACAUUGCUUUCUCCUGUCCUUUCAGUUUGUAAAUACCUAUUGUGAUCUCUUACAGAAGUAACCAACGUGGCUUUGGAAUUUAACCAAAUGCUGGAUGUUUAGCAAGAUUCUUGGCUGGAAUGUGAAACUCCUUUUUUCAGGCUUGCCUGUCUUUAUGUUUUCAACAGGCAAUGGGGGCAUCAUUCAAUUUAGAGAGAUAAAAACACACGACUGCCCCCCCCAUACAUUUCUUUUAAUUGUGUACCUUUUAGACGUGAAACCAAAUCACUGCUAAAUCAUCUUUGAGAGAAUAACCCACUGUGUAUGGUGCUAAUAGACUUGUAUAGCUACCAGCAAAUAUGUUUAAAAUGAGCAGUUUUAAAUGCCUGAUUAAGGUUGGUGCAAUUUGCAGUAUUUUAAAUAACCCUGUAUCUAUUUACUAUUAGAAUGGCUCCAGGCCAAUAUACUUGCAUUAAAGUUUCUAAUAAUCUCUUAUGAAUGAGAAAAAGCUAUAAAAUAUACAGCACUUAGCAAUUAGUAAGGGUAUUUUAGAUUUGGGGAUCUUGAAAAACGGAAAGUAACUACGUAAUUUUGGAGGUAAAAAAUUAGCCCCAAGUUUCAAGUUUUAGUGUGUGUGUGUGUGUGUGUGUGUGUGUUCCUUAUACUGCUGUUUGAUAAAUACACCUUUGGUUAGGAGCCAUUAUGAUUGAUUGAUUGUUUUUAUAAGAAAAUAUAUUCUUCUUCAUUCUUAAUUGGUUUCUCUGGCUUUUCUAGGGACUUAAAGAGCGUUUCUGUCUGGAAACAGGAUGCAGAAAUUCAUCAGUGGGUUGCGAUCUGAUAUAUCUGCUAUGUGGCCAAAUUAUAGAGGAAUUUAGGGUGGUCCAAACUGUUCCAUUGUUAUAAAGAAAAAAAGCAGGAAUCAGAUAGCUUGGAAGUCUACUAUAAAAUAUUUUAUUAUGACAGGAUGCAUUUCAAGCAGUUUGACCUUCUGUGAAAAAUAUGUAGAAAGAUUCUGACUCAGUUUACACCCUUUUGGCCUUAAACCAACCAGUUUAAAGGAAUCAAUUUAGGCAUCAUUAAUCACUCACAGGAAUUUUAAUUGAAAUUUGCCUUUAAUGAACAUUUAUCAGCUAGACUCUAAUUUCUUUUUGAAGGCGGGGGAGGCUUAUCAGCUACUUAACAAUUUUUCAAUAUAUUAUCUUCACUUCCUUAAGAGUCAAGCAUUAUUCACUCCACUUACAAGACAGAGACUAUGAGCACUUGCCAAGAUGUGUGUGUGUGUGUGUGUGUGUGUGUCACUAUUCCUUUAACAUUUUUUUUUUCAAAGCACUUUUUAGGAUAUUAAAAAUAGUACCUGGUAACAUUUAAGUAAAGGUAGCAGAAAACAAAAGAACUUUCCAACAGAAAUCAUGUUCCUUGCCACCUCCUCCACCUCCAAGAAUAAAGAGCAGGUAGCACGAACGGAGCUCUUCAGAGAAGCUGUCUGCAUAAUUCUCCUCCACGGCAAUGGGCUUGACAGCGCCAAGAUGGCAAUGAUCUUAAUUGGUCUACUAUCUGGUGGCAUCUGAGACGAGGUGAGGCUCUUGGCCUGUGAGAAGGCCCUGGGCCAGCCUUGCCUGUACGCAUGGCCCAGAGUUUGUUCCAUCGGCAAAUGUCUAACUUCAAUUUGCCUUAAUUUUUAUAGUUGAGAAUUUUUUAGGGGUUGUGUCAGACUUUUUAAAAUAAUUGUUAGACUUUCGAACCCUGUUGUUUGAAAAGAUCCUUCUGUCGGCUUUACUGAGUAAGUGUGUUCUACUUCCUAGUUUAAUACUAACUGCGCCAGGAUUUGACUUUUCUGCCUGCCAUUUUUGCAUUUUUUUAAUAUCUUCAUUUAAACUGUAGAGUUUCUUUAGGUUCAAAUUCCUGUCUUACUGUGUAACAAAGUUUCUUAUAUGGAAUUAAGAUAUUCAAUCCAUACUGCAUUUUAUCACAUUUUUAACAAGAAUUUUUUGUAAUGAUCCUUGACAAAAGUUUAUUAGGAUGAAUCUACACAAAGUAUGUGUCCCCCGAUUAGGUUAGAUCCAACAUGUAUUAGGCUUAACGCCUAUCGAUGUCUUGGUAGUAGGACCUCCCACAGCUCAUCCUGGGCAGGGUGUGUGUAUGUGUGUGUGUGUGUGUGUGUGUGUGUGUGUUGGAAGGAAAGAAGUGGCAACAGAAGCCAGGAUGGGGAAAAGCAGCCACAGACAAAGCAAAAAGAUAAAUGCCAAUCAGGGAAGUAGAAAGAGUGUUUCUGUCUGGAAAGGGGGACUGGGACCCGAAUAUAGUGGCAGUCUGAACACAAACACUGUAUCCAUUCUGAUUUGUGACCAGGUGCAGGAAGAAGGCCUGUACAAUGCCACACAUGUCGGGUCUUUGCCAUAGAAAUGUUAAGUGGAUGAGCCAUUAAAAAGUAAGAGUAACCAUUUUGUAUCCUCAUUAAAAUUAGUAUUUCUGUGAAUCAGAGGCGCAUAUUCAAGAGAGAAUAUUCUGUAGAGAAAAAGUUUUCAAGUUGAAUUAAUUCAUGUACUGACGAAUACAGAAUAAAUGUUAUAUUAACUUAUUUAUUUUAUCUGUGUCUUUAAAAAGGGAUAUGGUAACUUAUAUUAAUUUCCUAAAACUGUAAAGAUCACACUAAUGAGAAAACUUAGUUCUGUAAAAAGUUCCACUCUGCUAGGGAUUACAGAGACAUUUCAACCCAGGCCUAAAGGAGUUCACCUCCAGCAAAGAAACGCAAACAAAACUCCGAACAGACACAACUGUAAAAACAGACCGUUCUGAAUGUGAUGCCAUCUGAACCCAGUGGCAAAGCGACAUGCUCAGUCCCCGAGACCUCAAAACCAAAUCAAACAAACAAAAGGGAAGGUUUCACUGUUCCUUACCUAUUGCAUCAGUUGCUUUUCUGGGGCUUUUUGGCGGGGCUUGUUUGUUGUUUUUUUGAGACAGGGUUUCUCUGACUGUUCUGGAACUCACUCUGUAGACCAGGCUGGCCUCAAACUCAAGAUCCAACUGCCUCUGCCUCCCAAGUUCUGGGAUUAGAGGUGUGCGCCGCCACCACCCAGCCUGUCUUUUCUGUAUUGUUAGUCUGUGAAUUGUUAGUAAUCCUUAUGGUUUCAUAACGAGCCACAGUGUGGAAGGGCUUACGUUAGCCACAUGAUAUCAACUUCAGCUGCUUGUUUCACAGGUUUGAUUUCCUAAAGCCCUCAUUUCAUUCUGCUCCCACUACUUCCAUUGUACUGUAAGACAGGCAAGCCUUGAGCAUCCUCCUGCCUCAGCCUCCCAAGUGCUGGGAUUAUAGGUGUGCACCAUCACACCAUUUAGUGGCGCUGACCCCCAACCUCAGAUCCACAUUUUACAUCUGAGAUUUAUAUACCUACCGCACGUGUGUUGUUGCUAUGACAACAUACCUGGAGAAAGCAACCCAAGGGGAGAUUUAUCUUGGUUCAUGGUUUGAGGGGUACAAGCCAUGGACUUCUUCAGGCAGCAGGUCACAUUGCAUCCACCUCAGGAAACAGAGAGGAUGAACGGUAGCUCUCAGCUUCUUCUCUUCUGUCUGUUCAGCACAGGGCCCUAGCUCAUGGAAGAGGGCCACCCAUGGUUAAAGUGGGUCUUCCCACUCAAGUAACCUGAUCCACAUACUCUCUCACAGACGUGCCUAGAAGCUAUCUCCUAGGUGUGGUCAAUCAAAAUUAGCGAGCUAGGUGUGGUGGCACAUGUCUUUAAUCCCAGGCAGAGGCAGGAGGAUCUCUGUGAGUUUGAGGCGAGCCUGGUCUACAUAACAAU
Molecule: messenger RNA, 7906 nt
Organism: Alexandromys fortis (reed vole)
Lineage: Eukaryota; Metazoa; Chordata; Mammalia; Rodentia; Cricetidae
Gene: Akap5
Product: A-kinase anchoring protein 5
Exons: 2
Coding region: 1003-3099 (698 amino acids)
Biological process (GO): positive regulation of adenylate cyclase activity
Cellular component (GO): dendritic spine; plasma membrane; postsynaptic density
Molecular function (GO): protein kinase A regulatory subunit binding; molecular adaptor activity; adenylate cyclase binding
Source: RefSeq, a predicted model, not a curated record